AACCUGCUAUUACUGUGCGUUGCAUUUAGAUAACCAUGACGAGAGAGACAGACAGAGUCUGUCUGGCUCCGAUGCUGGCAGUUCUCGCUGCAGUCUACGGGUGGCUUCUCCUUUCACAGAGGCAGGGAAAAGUAAAAUGACACAGGCCAGGAUAGACGAAUGUCACCGAGCAGUGACUAAGUUUGUUGUAAAAGGCUUGCACCCUUUUGCCACAGUAGAUGCCCCCGAGUUUCCGUAAGUGAAUGUUUCUUUAAUUGUAGGCUAAGUCAGGGAAUGUCAAAGUUGCAUGUUCUCCUCUUACCAGAUGUUUCAUCCGUUUCCAUUUCUAUAUCUUUUAAAGAAAUGAUAAAGACUCUGAACCCUAAGUACAAAGCCCCAAACAGAGACAGUUUAACCAACCACUUGAUCCCUGCUUGGUAUGCAGUCGAAAAGGCAAAUCUGAUUUCUCAGCUGAAACAUGUGUUGAAGGCAGCCAUCACUGCAGAUGGAUGGACAAGUUUUAGUCAAGAUCAUUACCUCACAGUAACGCUGCAUUAUGUCAGGAAUGGCCAGACUCAUGAAAAAGUCCUCAAAACCAAACCAGUGUACCAGGCACAGACAGGGACAGCUGUAGCAGAGGAGAUUGAUGAGAUCUUGGGGGAGUAUGGUAUCAAAGACAAGAUUGUGGCAGCCACUGUUGAUAAUGCGGCCAACAUGGAUGUAGCUGUCAAAAAGCUACAAAUUCUCAAGUUUCCAUGCUUUGCACACACCCUGAACCUUGGAGCUCAGAAGCUCUACAACUGUCCUGCCAUUUCCAACUGGGCGGCAAGAAUUCGCUCUGUGAUUGUAUGGAUGAAGAGGUCCCACAUGGCAAAAGUGGUCCUGAAGGAGAAGCAAGAGUUGCUCAAGCUGCCCAAGCAUAUGCUGCUCCUAGAUGUAAAGACCAGAUGGAACUCUUUGUAUUUGAUGAUGGAGAGAUUCUGCAAGCAGUUUCCUGCCAUCCAGGCUGCAGCCAUCGAUCCACGGAUAAGAAAGUCCAUAGAAAAGGAAAGACUGGCUAAAAUGGGCAAUGAUGACUUAAGAAAAGCAGAGGAGUUUGUGGUACUCAUGUGGAAGCAUUACACCUCCACACUAGCAGUGUCCAGUGACAAAAGUCCGACCUGUGGUGAGAUUUUGCCCAUCCUGCAAAAGCUACAGCAACACUACACCGUACAAGAAGAUGACUCUGCCUUCACAAGGAGCAUAAAGGAGAACAUUUGGAAAGAUCUUUCCAAACGAUACCAGGACGCUGAUAUCAAGAGCUUCCUGGAGGAGGCCACCAUCUUGGACCCCCGAUUUAAAUCCAAAGUGGAUAAGGAUGAAGUCUGGCACAGGAUCAGGGAAGCAGCAAUUGCAGCAAAGACAGAGGCAGGAGCAGAUGAGCACCUGGAGCAAGGAGACACACAGGGAGAGUUAUUCAAAGAUGAGGAUGAAGAAGACUAUGCGCCACCAGUAAAGCAAAAAAAAAAAAAAAAAAACGGCCUUCGAGGAACUCUUUGAAGAAGAGGACAACGAGCUGCAGUCAUUCCAACAACGGCAGCCCGUUCUUUCCCUGGCC
Molecule: messenger RNA, 1576 nt
Organism: Oreochromis niloticus (Nile tilapia)
Lineage: Eukaryota; Metazoa; Chordata; Actinopteri; Cichliformes; Cichlidae
Product: zinc finger BED domain-containing protein 4
Exons: 6
Coding region: 274-1518 (414 amino acids)
Source: RefSeq, a predicted model, not a curated record